UAAGGAAAAAAAAACCUCACUUUGUUUGUGAUGUGACAUUUGUCACUUUGUCAGUUUCAGUUUGUUUGUCACGUUUGUGUUGUUUUCACUUGUGGAUUUCUGUCUAGAAUAUAAAAUAGUCCUGAAAUCUAUUACAUAGGCUAAAUAUCCAACUUUUCAUAUUUCACCUGAAUUUAAGUUGAAAAUAAAAUGACUGAAGUUCAACUACAGGAAUUCAAACUGGAGCCUGAUUCGGAGCUUCGUUUUGAAGUCGAAUCCAAGAACGAGAAAGUUGUUUUGGAGAUAAAAAGCGGUUACGCGGAGCUGUUUGGUACCGAGCUAGUCAAAGGGAAGCCCUAUGAGUUCCAUACGGGAGCUAAAGUAGCGGUAUUCACGUGGCACGGCUGUACGGUGGAGCUGCGAGGCCGGACUGAAGUCAGCUACGUAGCUAAAGAGACCCCCAUGGUUGUCUACCUAAACGUCCAUGCUGCAUUAGAGCAGCAGCGAGUAGCAGCCGAGCAGGAGAACACCAGAGGCCCAGUCACCAUGGUUGUGGGGCCUGGAGAUGUCGGCAAAUCAACACUGACCAGGAUACUCCUCAACUACGCUGUGAGGAUGGGCCGGAGGCCGAUAUAUGUGGACCUAGACGUGGGUCAGGGGCAGAUUAGUGUGCCAGGGACUAUUGGAGCCUUACUAGUAGAAAGACCAGCAUCAAUAGAAGAAGGUUUCAGUCAACAGGCGCCUCUAGUAUACCAUUUUGGACACAAAUCAGCUUCGGAGAACUUAGAGCUUUACAAUACCAUAGUGUCCAGGCUAGCCGAGGUCAUAGCUGAGAGGUGUGAAAACAAUAAGAAAGCGUCAACGUCAGGCGUCAUCAUCAAUACCUGUGGUUGGAUCAAGGGCGCCGGGUACAAGAUGCUCACGCACGCCGCCCAGGCGUUCGAGGUGGAUGUUAUAUUAGUAUUGGACAAUGAGAGAUUAUACAACGAGCUAAAAAGAGACAUGCCAAAGUUCGUCAAAGUUGUUUACUUGCCAAAGAGCGGUGGGGUGGUAGAGCGCUCGAGCCAAGCACGCGCCGAGGUCCGUGAUUGCCGAAUACGCGAGUACUUCUACGGCAAGCGCACACCCUACUACCCUCACUCUUUCGAUGUCAAGUUCCAGGAUCUCAAGAUAUACAAGGUGGGCGCGCCAUCGUUACCGGACUCGUGCAUGCCGCUGGGCAUGCGCGCCGAAGACGCGCUGACUAAGCUGGUGGCGGUGACGGUGACGCCGGCGCUGGCGCACCGCCUGCUGGCCGUCACGUUCGCGGCCGGGCCCGACGACGACGCGCCCUGCUCCAACCUGGCCGGGAUCGUGUGCGUGACCGCAGUGGACAUGGACCGGCAGAUGCUCACCAUCCUGUCCCCGCAGCCGCGGCCGCUGCCCAACACCGUGCUGCUGCUCUCCGAGCUGCAGUACAUGGACAACCAUUAAUAGGAUACUCGACGACUUCUCCAUACAAACGUAGUCCUCAUUUUCCCUUCUGGAUAUUGACAUAGAAAAUAUUUUCACAGUUUUUUAACUAUAGCUUAGCUUGUUUGACUUUUUUUGAUUUUUAUAUUAUAUUAUUAUAAAUAUUAAGAGCGAAUAACAAAAAGGAAGUAUUACUGCAAUGUUCUGACGCCACAGCAGCACUCUCACCUAUCGUAAACCAUAGGGUAACUUAUACAUACCGUGCCUUAAACUGUUUUUUGACAAGUUUUCACAGAUAAUAAAAUAUUGAUGGAUGCGUCAAGGCGAUUUGCUUACAAAUGGCCUACCGGGAAACGUGAAAAUCGAAAAUUAGUGAUCUACCUCUUUAUCGCUUAAAUAUACAAGAGUGAUAGAGAGGUUAGAUAACGAAAUUUCGAUUUUCUUGUUUCGCGGUAGACCCUCAGAUUGUGAUGGAUUGUGGUAGGGCCCCCAAUGCAGUUUCGCGUAAUAUUCCCUAUUUCAUACUGUUGGGUUAAUCAACUUUUUUGUUUUGUUAUCCUGUCCCGUUGUCCAAGGGACAACAGUGGCACAGUUUGUUUGAAGAGACGUUGUAUGCCGUUCUAUUAACAUGCUUAGUAGGGGGCCCAUUAUGGACAUUGGUUAUAACGACCACAAAAACGCAAGUUUGAUACAUUUAGUACCAUAAAAUCAGUAUUUCAAUGAACGUUUGUCCCCUGGACAACUAAUCGUAACCAUGGCAACGAGUGACGCUAAAAAGUUGAUUCUCCCUGUUAAUAUUUAAAAAAUCGAAAUAAUUCAAACGAAGCAUGCCGCUUCGUUAGCUGUGAUUAUGUUACAUCAAAUUGUGUUAAAAUAUUGUCUAUUAUUUCAAUAUCCAGAGAGGAAAAUGCGGACUACAUUUGUAUGAAAAGGCGAUUUCGUCCGGUCGUCCCCUUUAGUCUUAAAGUGCGUCCACAUCUGGCGAACGCGCCGCGAAUCUGUUCACGUAUGGCUCACUUAACUGCGCGCGCACAUUAUGUACGCGCGUAAAGACUACUCGUGUGCAGUACGCGGUGACGCAUUCGCCAGAUCUGGACGGACAUCAUUAUCGCGGGAAUCCAGACCGAAAGACAUGCUCAAAUGGCCUAAAGCAGACCUUAUGCCCUAGUAAUAAGAUUUACAAAUUGAUCGAAUCGGAUACAUUGUGAUGUCAUAGUUCCCAUUCUAGAGCCCUAGUUUUAGCAUUGAUAUGAUCUGCGAGGAUCUAAAUCUAAAACCCACAAGACUGUAUAUAAAUUAUAUUUGCUAAGAUGUAAUAAAUAUAAAUAUAAAAUUU
Cydia pomonella (codling moth) is the source of this 2767-nucleotide messenger RNA. RefSeq names its product protein CLP1 homolog (gene cbc). Bases 190 to 1452 code for a protein of 420 amino acids. Gene Ontology annotation, molecular function: polynucleotide 5'-hydroxyl-kinase activity. Gene Ontology annotation, cellular component: nucleus; mRNA cleavage factor complex. Lineage: Eukaryota; Metazoa; Arthropoda; Insecta; Lepidoptera; Tortricidae. The transcript has 9 exons. The record is from RefSeq and is a predicted model, not a curated record. Gene Ontology annotation, biological process: tRNA splicing, via endonucleolytic cleavage and ligation.